GUUCUGGGCGGAGAGCAUCUCGAGGUCUCAGUCAUUCGAGGUGGAGCCAGACGCAGAAGCGAACCGAAGCGCUUUAAGAGGCGACGGACGGAUCCGCUUCCCUGCCAUGAUCUGACCUCAGUCCAGGUCAGUGCUCGGGAAGAGUCCGGGAGUGUGUCGUGCUGAAGAACCCGCGGGAGUGUGUCGAGCUGAAGCGCAGAAGCCGCAGAGCUCCUCAGGUGGAAGACAACAACAUCAUCAAGAUGAGCCAGAAAAGAGGACGGACACGAUCACAGCUCCUGCCUCUUCUGCUGGUGUCCAGCAUGUGUUUUGUGAGUGCCGAAUACUCAAGUUGUGGAGAAAAUGAAUUUUACAAUUACACAAUCAGCAGCUGCCAGCCCUGCCCACAGUGUCAGCCGGGACAAGAGCCGUACAUGAACUGUGGUUAUGGCACUAAAGAUGACGAUUACACCUGCAUCUCCUGUCCGGCCGGGAAAUUCUCCAAAGGCAAAUACGAGAUCUGCCGUCGCCACAAAGACUGCGACUCGCUGUACCGCGCCACCGUCCUGACGCCGGGGACUCUGGAGAGCGACGCCGAGUGCGGACCGUGUUUACCGGGGUACUACAUUCUGGAGAACCGUCCUCGUAACAUCUACGGCAUGGUGUGUCACUCCUGUCAGAACGCUCCUCGAAACAUCAAAGAGUGCAUGCAGGCGACGCCGCCGUCCUCGGGCCGAGCUCCCAGCCUGCCGUCCAGCAGCACCACCGUACUCCCACACGCAGAGAAAGACCCAACAGGACAGGGUCACCUAGCAACGGCCCUCAUCAUCGCCAUGUCAACCAUCUUCAUCAUGGCCAUCGCUAUAGUGAUGAUUAUUAUGUUCUACAUCCUGAAGACCAAACCGAGUGGACAGGCAUGCUGCUCUGGACAGAUAAUAAAAACCAAAGAAGCACAAACAAAACAAGAAGAUAAAAAGUAAGCUCAACAAAACGUGGUGAUCUUUGCAGAAAAGGAUGAAUUUGAUAAGCUCAAGCCUUCAUCUCCAAAAACAGCAAAGAGUGAGAACGACGCGUCAUCAGAGAACGAGCAGCUGCUGAGUCGCAGCAUCGACAGUGACGAGGAAGCAGCUCAGGACAAACAGGGAGCCGCUGACCUUUGCCUUCUGUCUCUGGUGCAUCUGACGCGGGACAAGACCUGCUCCACCAACACCAACACCAUCAGCAACAACAACAACAACACCAGCAGCACCACCAGCACCAGCAGAGCCACCGGGAUUCACAGCAGAAGGAAAAAGAUCCUGGAUUUGUACACAAAAGCCUGCAGUGUUGCGGAGGGUCUGAGUCCGACCGAGCUUCCGUUCGACUGUCUGGAGCGCAGCAGCCGCAUGCUCAGCGCCACCUACAGCACAGACAAGGCAGUGGUGAAGACGUGGAGGCACCUCGCCGAGAGCUUCGGCCUCAAGCGUGACGAGAUCGGAGGCAUGACGGACAGCAUGCAGCUCUUCGACCGCAUCAGUACAGCGGGAUACAGCAUCCCGGACCUGCUGACCCGUCUGGUCCAGAUCGAGCGGCUGGACGCCGUCGAGACCCUCUGCUUCGACAUUCUGGGCCCCGAGAACAGCGUCCCUCCGUCCAGCCACCAUCCCAAUCUCAGCUCCCGCUGCGCCAGCGUCUGACAGAACCCACCCAGACCAGGGCCUCGUUUAUCAAACCAUCCUAACCCAGGUUAAAAAGAGAAAAAUGUGCUCUAUUUAUGUUUUGUACAUGAUAUACUAAAAAUGAUUCUUUAGUACUUCUUAAGAUAAUAUACGAACAUGAACUAAAAUGCACUUUUAACUUACUAUGUAUUUAAAAAAAUGUAUUUAGUCACUACUUGAGUGUACUAGUGUAUGAAAGAAGGGUUCAAGUGGUGACUAAGUACAUGUUUUUAAAUACAGAUACAGUAGAUAAUUCAUAUUCAUUUAUUAUCUUAAGAAGUAUUUUUAGUAUAUAAUGUACAAAAUUAGUACGCAAAAAUAGAGCACUUUAAGUACAUGAUGGAAGUGUAGAUCUUACGAUCAUCUCUCAUAUAAACACACGCUGACUCUCUCUCAGAUGUGAGAUCUAUGAAUCACAGAUGAUCUUCUUUCACAGGUUUCAGCUCUGUGUCUUCUAAACGACUCCUAGUUAAUGUCAUUAACAUAAAAGAUCACCAGCCAUCCUCUAAAUCCUUCAUUUAGAACAGCGAGCUGACAUUUCUUCCGACAACUGAUAACUCACAGCCUGAAACAUUUCUGCGUGUUGAACAGACUCAAGCUGGGGUUUUAAGUGCAGUCAGGAGCGUGUUUUAUUCUCAGUGUUUGGUUACAGUGAGCGUCUGCUCUCUUCCUGAAGAAUCUUACUGAGUGAGUUAAACGCUCUAAAUGUGCAAACAACACAUCUGUUUCAAGGCAAGACGCUCAGGGUUAACGAAUCGAUUCAUCAGCUAAUCAAUCACAGAACAUUAAAACUAAACGUUUUCUGAAAAGUUAUCAUUAAAUAUGCAAAUGAGGCAUUAUCUAAUUAAAUAUGCACUAAUUUGCAUUCAUUUCCAGAACAUAAAUCUGAACUAAAGUCAGGUUCAUAAUGCUGGUUUCAUUUUGUUGUCAUAUUUCUCUUUUUAAUCACUCCAUAAAUCAGAAAAUACUGUCAACAAACACAUUUUCUCCAUGUUUUUAGGAGUGAAAUGUUGUAUAAAUCAGUGUGAAUGAAAUAUGAUCAAACCUUCAGAAUAUAGAGAGCAAUAAAACUGUAAAGUACGGUGUUUGUGAGAGAAAAACUUCUUAAAGAACUGAAAUCUACAGGCGCAAACAGAUAAAGUGCAAUAAAAUAUACACUUUAAUGUGUAUUUGGGAUGCUUUCUUUGCACUAGUCUGAAAGAAAACAUGUUCUGGAAGCAAAAUAGAUUAAAAUCUCUAAAUGUACAAGAGCAAAGUGAGUUUUGUUACUGUUGUACAAUAAACCGGUUCUGGUACUGCGACUAGAACAUUUAUUUU
Messenger RNA from Cyprinus carpio (common carp), 2993 nucleotides. RefSeq names its product tumor necrosis factor receptor superfamily member EDAR-like. Gene Ontology annotation, biological process: positive regulation of canonical NF-kappaB signal transduction; positive regulation of JNK cascade. Gene Ontology annotation, molecular function: signaling receptor activity. Gene Ontology annotation, cellular component: plasma membrane. The record is from RefSeq and is a predicted model, not a curated record. Lineage: Eukaryota; Metazoa; Chordata; Actinopteri; Cypriniformes; Cyprinidae.